GCGUUUCUCCUGGAUUCGGAAAGGGUGCAACGAGUGUCCCCCCUGAUCUGAGCUCCUGCCGAUUAUUGCACCUUCUGGUCUGUUCACAACUCAAACUUUGGGUCGACCCAUUGAGUGCCCAGUGACCACGAUCUUUGCCCCUUCAAAAGCAUCGUCCUUCCCUCCGGGGCGCUGCUGCAACGAUUGCUAUUUACUUGAGGAGGGGGAUGUAAGAGCAGUGCAUCCGGACUCGCCACGUUCAAAGACGUCGCAAUCAUGAGCCUUGUUCAAGUACUGGAUGCUCUGGGAGCAUUCGAGAAUGAUCGCCACGAUCUCUCUCCUCGUACAUACUUGAGGGAUGGGGUAACGAUGGAUAUCGAUCCGCUUCCGAGCACUCAGCGCAAAGGUCUCAUUGCCGUCUCGGUCAUGGCCAUUCUCUCAUUUUUAGCGACACUCGCCUUGAUAUCUUUCAUCACCUAUCGACUCGUUUUCUGGCGGGGAUCCUAUGCACGGUAUAUCGGUUAUAAUCAAUACAUCAUCCUGAUCUAUAACCUUGUGUUGGCCGAUCUGCAACAGUCGCUCGCUUUCUUGAUUUGCCUCAAGUGGAUACAGGAGGACAAGAUAUCUGCCGAUACUGCUGGGUGUUUCCUCCAGGGUCUCUGGCUACAGAUUGGUGAUCCGUCUAGUGGUCUCUUUGUGCUCGCGAUUGCUAUUCAUACAUUCCUUUUGGUGGCUCUAGGUUAUAAACUGAGCCAUCGGGUCUUCGUGGCAUCUGUGGUGGGGAUUUGGGUCUUCGUCGCCAUUCUGGUUGUCAUUCCACUCGCUUCACAUGGGCGUUAUGUGUUCAUUCCCUCGGGGGCCUGGUGCUGGAUCAGCGAAGACUACGAAGCGAUGCGUUUAUGGACACAUUACAUCUGGAUUUUCCUGGCGGAGUUCGGCACCGUCACGCUUUACGCCAUUAUGUGGUUCCAACUCCGUCGCCGCAUCAAGCAGUCCGCGAUUCUGGGCAACAGCCACAUCGAGAGUCUGAAGCGCCUCCGUCGUGUUAUCGGAUACAUGGUUAUCUAUCCGAUCGCUUACAUUGUGCUCUCCCUUCCUCUUGCCGCCGGACGCAUGGCCACCGCACAGGGAGAUGCUCCGAACAUCGCUUACUUUUGUGUCGCCGGUGCUAUGAUCACCAGUUCCGGCUUGGUCGACGCGUUACUGUACACCCUGACUCGCCGCAAUCUCAUCCUGGAAUCGGAACCCAGUCACGAUCACAGCUACAAGUUCACCAGCAGCAAGAACCGCAAGACGGACAACAACCAUCUGACAACCAUCACCGCCGACCCCAAAUACAACCGUACCGACAUCAGUGCCCUUCGCAUGACGCGCCACGAAGAAGAGGAUAUGGAGCGCACCGUACGCGACGGAUCCACCGACAACAUCGUCCAACCCAGCGGAGUCGAGCUGUCGACCCUGGGCAAGGUGUACCAGCACACGACGAUCGAGAUCACCAGCGAGCCGGCCUUCCCAGUAGAGGGCGAAGCGAGCGAUCAUUCAAGCAAGGGGUCAUUCGACGGCUCUCCCGACAGAGGCAACGGGCAAGCAGCCCGCAUGUGGGGAAGAUAGAGACCGCAAUGGCCAGCCGCCCCAAUGUGAUGCCCGUCCGAUGGCCCGGACACCUUGACGCCUUGUA
Molecule: messenger RNA, 1657 nt
Organism: Aspergillus uvarum CBS 121591
Lineage: Eukaryota; Fungi; Ascomycota; Eurotiomycetes; Eurotiales; Aspergillaceae
Gene: gprC
Product: protein gprC
Exons: 2
Coding region: 256-1590 (444 amino acids)
Biological process (GO): adenylate cyclase-activating G protein-coupled receptor signaling pathway
Cellular component (GO): plasma membrane
Molecular function (GO): G protein-coupled receptor activity
Source: RefSeq, a predicted model, not a curated record